Molecule: messenger RNA, 3177 nt
Organism: Pygocentrus nattereri (red-bellied piranha)
Lineage: Eukaryota; Metazoa; Chordata; Actinopteri; Characiformes; Serrasalmidae
Exons: 9
Coding region: 173-2890 (905 amino acids)
Molecular function (GO): catalytic activity
Source: RefSeq, a predicted model, not a curated record
UGAUGUGCAGGCAGGACAGUUUACUUCAUUCAACUGCUUCCACAUUAUGGACAGGGACAAACGGUCGUUGGGCUUGCUUAUAAUUUAGGCUAAAGACAAUUCAUUACUUCUGUUGGAUUAUGUAGUCUGCUAUUCCUCAUUCUUUAUAGUAGCACAGUAAUCAAGUCCUUCAAUGGCCACAGCAAAGACUAUUACAUUUGUGACUUUGAACAUCAAUGGACUGAAGCAAAAGAAGUUUCAGGAAUUUCAAGAGGUGUAUAAUGCAGAUGUUAUUUUCCUACAAGAGACUCACAUUGGUGCAGGAAAUGAAUACAGUUUGGACAUUGAAGAUAAAUGGAAGAUUUAUUUCACUCAGUACACUUCAUCUCAAAAAGGCUCAGCUAUACUAUUGAGGAACACACUAGAUUUUAAAAUCUUCAGUCAUGAGAAGGACAUUAACGGAGCUUAUCUUGUACUGAAAUGUAAAUUACAAGGUCAGCCUUACACACUUGUUAGUGUGUAUAACCAUCAUAAAGACAUGAAAACUCUUGAUCAGUUGUCCAAGUAUCUGCAGCGCAUGGCCUCAGGAAUGCUUGUAAUCGGAGGAGAUUUCAACACUGUGCUGAAUCCCUUCAUUGACAAAGAAACUAAAUUCAGUCCCAGUAAGGUGACAAACAACCCAGCCCACAAUAAACUCCGCCACUGUAUAGAAAGAUUCAUGAAAUCUCUUCAACUGCUAGAUGUCUGGAGAAGAAUGAACCCAGUGACACGGAAUUACACAUUCAACAAAAACAACAUCAUGUCAAGGCUGGAUUAUUUCUUCAUACCAGAGGAAUGCAUGUGGCGCAUUAAACAUUGUGAAAUAAGCCACUUGCAGAGGCCAGAUCAUCAGCCUCUGAUUUUGAUGGUUAACAAUGUUCCUGUGAUCCCUUGCAAGAAAGAUCAAGAGAUACAAUACAUCAGUCAGCUGCUGCAACAAAAAAAGGAAUUUGGGAUUGUGCAAGCUGAUUUGUCUGGUAAUGAAGACAACCCCCAUUUGAUUACGGAGGUUGACAUUGUUACAGCCAUUGAGUCUCUGCAAGUGUCUGACACCCCAAGACCAGAUGGUAUAUCUGUGACCUUCUACAAGGAAUUAGCUCAAGAUCUAAUUCCAUACUUAAAAGUUCUCUACAGCAGGAUGCUCAGUGGGUCAUUUGACUUCCAAAAAGCUCACUUCUGUGAUUCAGUCCAAGAGCCUCACAUUGGUCAGCACUUUUUCAAUGUUGACUAUCUUAUUAUUGCAAGCAUUCUAGCGCGACGCAUAGGUGACCACUUGGAGUCUGAGCCCAAGAGGCAGAAAUCAGAUGGUUUUCCCUCUUUCUGGAUAACAUUCAAAACAUUAAGCCCCAGAGUAAAGUGGUCCUACAUCAAGAAUGCUUUAGAGGAACAAAAACGGUUGAAUUCUGCAUGGUGUCAAGACUUUAUAAUGUUGGAAAACCUCAUCAGACAUACUGAAUGUUCUCCAGAGUCAUACAAACAGCUGUGCCAGGGCUGUCCCCUAACUCCAGUUCUCUUGACUCUCAUUUUGAAGAGCAUUUCCUCAAAUCUGAUUGGACAUUUAGAGCAGCACAGAAUUCUUGUUUUCAGACAAAGCAUAAUUAUCUGUGUUCAGGUGGAAGAUCAAGACACGAUAGAGGCUACACUGAUGAACCUGUCAAAUGACCUUGGGAUGAGUGACAUUGUGGUACGUUCAAGAAAGAAUGGGUUUCAGUAUGAAUUUGAAAAUUGGGACGUGGAGUUUGAAUCGGACGAUGAAAAACAGUUCACCAGUGGAGAUGAAGAUGGGGUAGAAAACUGGUCUGAGCGGGACAAAUCUGAUGGAACUUACCAUGAGAGUGACCAUGAAGACGUGAGUAUGAGGGAUGUGGAGGAUGAAUUCCAUGAGGAUGAUUCAGUGCUGAGGCCUACUUUUCAUCAUAGGCAAACCAUGUAUGCAGUAGUUACCUUGACCUCGGAGGAAGUGGUGGUGGUAGCAAAAAACUGGUUAACUGAGGACAGAAAUCAAUCCUACUGGCCACCAUAUAAAUCACCUGAAAAUUUCAAAGCAGCUCUUAUGAAGAGAUCUCCACCUUCAUCUCAGUGGGAGAAAAUUGAUGUCACUUUCAAUGGAGAAUAUGGCACCUAUGCUGAUGCACAGAAAAUACAGCGAGAACUUAUUGGCUCAAAAGUUCAGAAGGAGGGGUUACCGUUUGGAGCAGUACCUCUAAAAAGAAGGAAGCUACAACCAGAGAAGAGUUCAGAUUCGUUCCUAAUGCCACCUGUACCAUCCCGGCCAACUCUGAAGGCUGGGUCCAAACGUCCAGCUGCACUCCCUGGCUCCAGCUCAAAUGAGAGUCAAAAACUCUUCAAAUUGCUGAGAGAAAUCAACAACAAAGUCCAAGAAAAUUCCAACAUGCUGAAAGAAUUACUCAGCAGAUCUGACGGCCACACAGCACUCCAGGACAAACUGCCACUUAAUAGCCAUGAAGAACUUUACAUAAUUGAAAAUAAGCUCAAAGAAGAGAAGACCAGGCAAACUUACAUACGUUACUUGUCAGGACUUGGAGGCUUUGGUGCGAAACAGAUUGUGAGAACGAUAAUGGAAGCAGUUAUGACUGAUGAUCUUGCUGAGUCAUUCAACUGGCACGGAAGGCAAAAUAAAAAAGCCAUAAGUGGUCUUGAAUUACUCAAAGUGAUCAAAGAUGCUGCACUAUACCGUGGAGUAAAUGAUGCAAACGCUGAAAAGGAAAUCAAGAACUGGCUGAGAUUCGCUGCAGAUCGGAAUGCUAGGAAGAAACUAAAAGACUUAAAAGAUAAUGACAUUGGAAACCCAACAGUAACUUCUGUCAGUGCCUCAGACAAUUCCUGUGAUACCUCUUAUUUUUUGCCAUGACUUGAAUUGAAGAAGUCCAACUGCUCUCGAAAGUCACAGUGAUUGUCAGUGACAACAAAAGCAUUGUGUACAUUAUUAUAAUAUGAAUAAUUUUAGCACUUAUCUAUUGAAUCAAAGUGAUAUCUGUCAUGUAGAAGAAGAGAAAAUUACUGUUGUAUGUGUAAUCUUGUUCUGAUUAAACAAAAACUGUCUAUUACAUCUUUAUGUACAAUAUAUAUCACCACUGUCCAAAAAAAGAAAAAAUCAAUUUUUUUUACUUUUAUUUUUCUAUAUCAUUAGAGAAAAUC